Molecule: messenger RNA, 5960 nt
Organism: Trichechus manatus latirostris (Florida manatee)
Lineage: Eukaryota; Metazoa; Chordata; Mammalia; Sirenia; Trichechidae
Gene: BTBD8
Product: BTB domain containing 8
Exons: 18
Coding region: 72-5381 (1769 amino acids)
Molecular function (GO): protein binding
Source: RefSeq, a predicted model, not a curated record
UCUUCUCCUUCCAGUGCCGGGAAGUGGAGAGGAGUACUGGGCCUGCGGGACUCGGCUGUACCUCGUGGAACAUGGCCCGCUGUGGGGAGGGCAGCGCGGCCCCGGUGGUUAUUCUGGGGUCCCCUGGAGUUUGCAAUAAGGGGUUGCAAAGGAAGGGGCCCUAUGAGCGGCGCCGGCUGAAGGUGAUGGUGUCGGAGCAGCUCAGCCAAGAUCUGCUCAGGCUUCUAAGGGAAGAAAUCCAUACAGAUGUUACUUUCUGUAUAGGUUGUACUUUGUUCAAGGCACACAAAGCAGUCCUUUUAGCAAGGGUUCCUGACUUCUAUUAUCAUACUAUUGGAAAAACAUCAAACAAUUUAACAAAUCAUGAGCCCAUUGUUGUGGAGAACUUUGAAGCUUCAGAAUUUAGAACAUUUUUACAGGUUGUAUAUUCAUCAAACAGAAACAUAAAAAACUAUGAAGAGGAAAUUCUUAUGAAAAAGAUACUGAAGAGUGGGUUACCACCAAAGAUACCUGACUUAAAUCUUGGAAAGUGUAUUGACAAUGAUGGAAGAUCAUCUGUAGAAUUCUUAGAUAAUUAUGACUUGGAACCUGCGUCUGAAUUAGGAGAAGAUUUAUUGAAACUUUAUAUGAACCACUGUUGCCCAGAUAUUGAUAUUUAUGUUGAUGGAAAAAGUUUUAAAGCUCACAGGGCCAUUUUAAGUGCCAGAUCUAGUUAUUUUGCUGCAAUGCUGAGUGGCUGUUGGGCUGAAAGCUCCCAGGAGUGCAUUACUCUUCAAGGCAUAAACCAGGUGGAAAUGAAUGUUAUGAUGUAUUUCAUAUAUGGAGGAACUUUGGACUUUCCAGACAAAGCUAAUGUUGGUCAGAUACUCAAUAUGGCUGAUAUGUAUGGACUAGAUGGAUUAAAAGAAGUAGCAGUCUAUAUUUUAAGAAGAGAUUACUGUAAUUUCUUUCAGAAGCCUAUUCCCAGAAGAUUGGCAUCUAUUCUAGAAUGCCUGAUUAUUGCUCAUUCAGUUGGUGUGGAAAGUCUUUUUGCUGAGUGCAUGAAGUGGAUUGUAAAGCAUUUUGCAAGGUGUUGGUCUGAGAGAAGCUUUGCAAAUGUACCCUCUGAGAUUCAGAAAAGUUGUCUUCAUAUGUUGAUUGAGUCCAUAAAUGAUAAGAAUGCCGCUUUUCUUCUGAUGGAAAGUGACAGACUAAUCAUCAGUCUGCCCAGGGUGAAGUGGACAGAAGCAGCACUGAGUAUGGCAUCUCAGCUCCAAGAAGAAUGUAUUGCGUUUAUUGUAGUAAACUUCCCCAAGAUCAUUCAUAGUGAAAAUUUUGCUCUUCUGUUACAGUCACAAGCAAUGAGCAGCACAGCUGAUCUAUUGGACAAAGUUUUAAAAGCAAUUGAAGAAAACGUUACCACUGAGAAUAGUUGCUCUCUUCUUAUGGCUCUGGACACAUUACUGAACAAUGAAAGUACAAAGGAAAUGGGUUUUAUGUGCAAGAUCCAGGCUCUGCGUGAUAAGCUGUGGAUCUUCCUAGUACAGUCUUUCUAUGCUGUUCGUCACACAGAAAGCUGGAAGCUGAUGAGCACAGAUGAUCAACAGAAAAUCCAAGCAGCUGCAUUUGACAAAGGUGAUGAUCGAAGACUGGGCAAAAAGCCUGUAUUCAGUAGCUCUCAGCAAAGGAGACAAGUUUCUGACUCUGGUGUUAUAAAUAACAAAUCUUGGAGGGGAAAUAACAAGAAAGAGUGUUGGAGUUAUCCCUCUACUAGUCAAAAGAUGAAAUCCGAUGGAUUAGGAGCAUCUGGACAUUCAUCAAAUACUAAUCGAAAUACUAUAAACAAAACUUUGAAGCAUGAUGAUUUAAAGGAAAAGAAUGGUACAAAAACAGCAUCUAAGAUUAUAAAAGAUUUUAAAACUGGGGAAAAAUUUGUUUCUGGGAAGCCCAGAGAUCUAAUUAAGCCUAAAAUAGAAAACAGUGAUGAUGCAAAGUCAGAAAACAUGUCUCCUAGACAAGUUGUAGAAAGAUCAGCAGCAGCAUACGGACAGAAGAAUUCACUAAAUGGAAAAGGAGUGAAAAAUCAGGAAGGGCAGAUUACAGGUGCCAGACCCAAGGUACUCUCCGGAAGCUUAAAUGUGCAUGCCAAAGCAAAGCCUUUGAAGAAAAUAACAGGGAAAGAUUCUCCAGGCCUCAGCAUCACAGGACACUCCAGCAUAUCUACCAAUUCAAGUAUGGAAUUAUUGAUUUCCCCUGAAUGUCUGUAUGAACCAAAAGAAAAUGGAUCGAUAGAAGAGAAGCCAUCAGAUCAUAAGCUAUCUUUUUGUGACUCUCAAGGACAAACAGUGAAAACCAGCAUGGAAAGUGUCAAAACUUCCACUGUAGUAAAAUCUCGACCUGUUUCAAGGGCUACCAGUGGAACUCCCAAUAAAAAAAGCAUUCACGCACAAGAAACUAAUAUAAAUAACAGUGUGUUAAAGAAGGUCACCGGCAAAGGACCUAGUGAUCCAGUGCCACAGGCAAUUUUGAAGAAAAGAGGAAGUGGCAAUGGAUGUACUACAGCUCAGCACAGGACAAAGAGUGCUCCAUCUAAUCUUGCUAAAACCCAAGGAUGUCAAGGAGAGUCUCCAAACUCACUAAAAUCUUCAGUCUCUUCAAGGCAGUCUGAAGAAAAUGUGACAAAGUUGGAUCACAAUGCAACUACAGAUAAACAAACACCUAAGAGAAAAACUGUCAAGCAGGGACACACAACUUUGCCUAAGGUUAAUACAAAAAUAGUGGCAAUGCCUAAAAGCCUAAAUCAGUCAAAGAAAGGGGAAACUUUGAAUAAUAAAGAUGCAAAACAGAAAACGCUUCCUGGACAGAUUACCUUGAGGACUCAGUCUUCUCAAAGACCUUUAAAAAGUGAACCAUCUGUCCAAAAAAGUAUGCUUCGUGAUGUACGUGAUAAUAAUAAGGGCAGUGUUUCUGAACAGAAGUCUCACAAACCUCUAAUUAAUCUUACACCUCAAAUCAACGGUACAGAAGCACCCCAGUCUUCAUGCAAACCUUACUCAAAAAAGCCAUUAAAUAAUCAAGAAAAAGAGAAGUCAGUAGUAGAAUGCCAAAAUACUUCAAAGUGGGAUAAAUUAGUAAAACAUGAACUGGAAUCAAAACAGAUUUGUUCAGAUAAAAGUGAAGCAAAAUUUCCUGAUCACAAAGAAACAGAUAAUUGCUGUGCAGCUGAAAUACAUUCUCAUUCUGAUGGGAGUGAUAAUGUACAUUUAAAAUUUUAUAGCACCACUGCCCUGAAAUCCAUGAUUUCAAAUCCAAAUGAAAACUCCAUGAACUCUAAUCUAACUUAUGAUUUAGACUCAACAAAUGAAGAGCAAAUCCAUUUAGUAUCAGAGAGUGAGAACCAAAUGGGGAGAAAAGAUACAAACCAAAAAUCAACCAUUAAAUGUGUGAAAAGAUUUUUACCUUGUGUUCCUGAAAGGACAAAUGCUACUUUAGAUUCUGUUCAAGACAACAGAAAAUGCAAAAUUCACAUGGAAGGACUGACAGUUCCUAGUCAGUUGUCUGAUGAUCCUGCUGUAAAUAAAGACAAACAUGCUAUAGCAGGUUCAGAUAUUUCCUCUAAAUGUUUUUCGGGACAAAUAUCAGGCAAAAAUUCUCCUAAAGAUAUGGAAACCACAGAAACUCCAGAGAGCCAUGAAACUUUAGAAGCUCCAUUCAUGGGUCCCUGGAGUUUGAGUACCAAUGUUCCGCAUCAGAGAGAGAGUCCCGAAUCUGAUACUGGUAGUGCUACCACAUCCUCUGAUGACAUAAAGCCCAGAUCUGAAGACUAUGAUGCCGGAGGGUCUCAGGAUGAUGAUGGGUCAAAUGACAGAGGCAUUUCUAAAUGUGGCACUAUGCUGUGCCAUGAUUUUCUUGGAAGAAGUAGCAGUGAUACCAGUACUCCUGAAGAAUUAAAAAUAUAUGAUAGUAAUUUAAGAAUUGAAGUAAAAAUGAAAAAGCAAAGUAGUAAUGAUCUUUUCCAAGUUAAUUCCACAAGUGAUGACGAGAUUCCUAGGAAAAGGCCAGAACUUUGGUCUCGUUCUGCAGUAGUCCACUCUAGGGAGAAAGAAAAUAUUCUGCGAGGCAGUGUCCAGUGUGCUCAGGAAAUAGAUCAAGUUUCUUCCUCAGCAGAUGAAACAGAAGAUGAAAGGUCUGAAACGGAAAAUGUUGCAGAACGUUUUCCUCCAUCUAAACAAGCUCCUCAGCAAUUUCAGGGAAUAAUUAAUUUAGCUUUUGAAGAUGCAACUGAAAAUGAAAGUCAUGAGUGUUCUGCAACUAAAAAAUUUAAAAGAUCAGUUUUACUUUCAGUAGAUGAAUGUGAAGAGCUGGGAUCUGACGAAGGGGAAGUUCACACUCCCUUGCUGCCUUCUAUAAAUUCUCUUUCACCUUCUGAUGUUUUUGAUGGCAUUUCUCAUGAUCAACAUGGAAGGACCAGCUAUUCUAAAUAUGCACAAGAAACUGAAAAUAGUCUUUUAGAACGUAAACAAGCUAAAGGCAAUAGCGUAUAUAAAAAUGAAAGCACUCUCUUGAGUCUUAGUAGCAUUGACUCUUCAAGAAAAGAUCAACAGAGUGCUUCAGCCACAGAAAAAAAGAACACAAUAGAUGUCCUGUCCAAAGGAGACAGACAACUUCUUCCAGAAGAUUCAAAAGUAAACAUUGGAAGUGAUGCAAAUAAUGACUUUCAGCAACACAGCAAACUUUCAGAUAGUGAUAUAAAAAAUCAAGAAAGACCAUGUCAUUUGGAGCUUCAUCAGAGAGAACCCAAUUCUGACAUACCAAAGAACAGCUCUACAAAAUCUAUUACAGACUCCUGUCGGAGUCAAGUUCUGCCUCAGGAAGCUCAAGUGAAACAGAGCCAUCCCACAGCUACCGAAAAAGCCAACAUUGGUUUAUCUGCAGGAGACAUAGAUGAUUGUGACACACUGGCACAAACCUGCAUGUAUGACCGUCGGCCUUCAAAAACCCUCUCUCCAAUAUAUGAGAUGGAUGUAAUAGAAGCUUUUGAGCAGAAAAUGGAAUCAGACUCACACUUUAUGGACGUAGAUUUUGAAGAUGAUCAACAUUUUGCAAAACAAGAUUGGACACUACUAAAGCAACUGCUCUCUGAAGAGGAUUCAAACCUGAAUAUUACAAAUUCUGUUCCUGAAGACUUAAAUCUAGCACAGUAUCUAAUCAAUCAGACACUAUUUCUAGCACGAGACAGCUCAAAACCUCAGGGUAAAGCACAUGUUGACACUUUGAACAGAUGGAGCGAAAUAACAUCUCCACUUGAUUCCUCAGCAAGCAUCACCAUGGCUAGUUUUUCCUCUGAAGAUUGUUCACCCCAAGGGGAAUGGACAAUUCUGGAACUGGAAACUCAGCAUUAAGAGUGUUAAAUUUUGGGAAAAUUUUAAACUAUGCCACCCUUUUAUUUUUUGAUGCUUAUAUUAUACCCACAUAUUAAUUGCAUUAGCCAGACCUAGACUGCCCUUAAUAUUGAGGGAGUUUUUCCAAUUAUAGUUUAUUUGUUAAUACAUCACAUGUAGAAAAGAGUGUUUUUCUACAUUUUUUUGAGCAUGUUUUCUAUAAUUAUUAGAGAAAUUAGAAGACUUGUAAAGAAACCCUAGCUUUGUUUUUUCUUUCCUAACUGAUCAUUUGUUCACUUGUUUAUUAUUCAAGAAUUUAAAAUGUGAAUGCACAAGUAGAUCAGUCCCUUUACUUUUUGCUCUGCAUAUGGUAACAUAGUAAUUUAACAAUAAAAACUUACUGUGCUUGUGUCAGUUUAUGUAUUGUUAAUCUAUGAAUAACAUUCAUACUCAGGUUGGAGUGGUUGAGGCUGAUAGCUGAGCAUUAGGAAAAACCUUAGCUUUCGCAACAAUUCAGGUCCAAGAAAUUGUGAACUAAACGCACCACAUAGUUACUAAAGCCAAGAGAAAUGGAAUCUUCUGUACCUGUCUUUUUGGGAU